UUUAGAAAAAAUAAAUAUAAAUAAUGAAUAAUAAGGCAGCUAGCUCGAAAUAAACUCCAGCUGUGCGUUAACAACCUUAAGCUACAACAACUACUUCCUAAAAUAGGGUAUUAAUUUUUUUAAAUGAUAGACUCCUCAACCUAUCAUUCAAAAUAUGGCUAGGGUUACCGAUCCCAAGCAUGUGCCUAAAGAAAUUAGAGAUCAGUUUUUAAAGAAAAUCCACUUUUGUUCUUAACCAUACGAUUUUAAUGAUGAUACUAAAAAUGUAAAGGAAAAAUAAGAACGAUCUUAAUAUUUACAAGAAUUAUUUGAUUUAUUAAAGGAGCCCAACUUUGUAGUGAAUUUGGUUGUUCCCCAUUUAGAUCUAAUUAUAGAAAUGAUUGAGAAGAAUAUAUUCAGACCAUUGCCAAUUUUAAAAAAGACAGCAACAAAUGGUGAAAUUGGAAUGGAAGAUGAUGAUGUAAGAACAAUAAUUAAAUAAAAUUAGUAAUUGAUUGAUCCAGCUUGGACUCAUUUGCAACCAGUUUAUGAAUAUUUCUUAUAAUUAAUCGUUAACGAAUAACCAGAUGUCAAAUCACUCAAAGUAUUUCUUUUAUAAAUACUUUAAGAUUUUUAUCACUCAUUCAUUCAUAUAAGAAUUCUUGGAGUUAUUUGACUCUGAAGAGCCUCGUGAAAGGGAAUAUCUGAAGAACAUCCUCCAUAGAUUAUACGCCAAAUUGGUUCCGAGAAGAAAGAUGAUAAGAAAGGCAAUUAACGAUUGUUUUUACACUCUCAUUCAUGAAACAUACAAAUUCAACGGAGCAGCCGAGUUAUUGGAUAUAUUGGCAAGCAUCAUUAGUGGAUUUGCAGUUCCCUUGAGAGAAGAACAUGUAAUAUUUUUCAAAACUGUUAUCAUCCCCCUACAUAAGGUUUAGACCUGUUAAUUUUAUCAUGAAUAAUUAUUAAGAUGCUCCAUGCUCUUCUUAUCCAAAGAUCCAACCUUGGCAACGUUUUUAGUUGAAGGAUUAUUGAGAUAUUGGCCAUUUGCCAAUUCAGCCAAGGAAGUGAUGUUCCUUAAUGAACUAUUGGAAGUCUUGGAAGUUUGUGAGAUCUCUAAGUUAGAGCCCUUGAUUCCAAAGUUAUUCAAAAGAUUAAUUAAGUGCAUCGCAGGACCUCAUCUACAGGUGGCUGAUAGAGCAAUGUGUUUCUUUGAGAAUGAUUACUUCUUAACCAUUCUCAAGAGCUAUAAACCAUUCACCUUCCCUCUAUUGGUCCCAGUAAUAGCUUAGAUAGCAGAUACACAUUGGCAUAAGGUCUUGUAGGAGUCUUUGAAUGCACUCAAGACCAUUCUCAAAGAGAUUGAUUAUUAGGCAUUUGACAAAGCCUUGAAUAACAAGGAUCCCAAGUAUUUAUACAUCAUUUAGGAUGCCAAGAAUCAAAAAAAAGACAGAUAAAAGAUUGAAGAGAAGGUAUAUUUUGAAAUGAUUAAUUUUAUUAGUGGAAGAAUCUAACCAAAUAGGCUAUUCAAAAGAACCCAAAUUUCAAGGAACCAAUUGUUCCUUACUCAGACACUCACAUUGUCGGAGAACACAAUGGUCUGAACAAUGGAAAUAUUACCAUUUUAUGAUCAGAAUUAUAUAUUGGC
Paramecium octaurelia is the source of this 1624-nucleotide messenger RNA. The record is from the annotation of a GenBank genome assembly. NCBI's taxonomy places the organism in Eukaryota, Ciliophora, Oligohymenophorea, Peniculida, Parameciidae.